UGCCCCUUACCAACCUCAACUUCGUAUACCCAAUUACCCAUCCAAACAAACUUAAAUUCUAGCUCAAGGUACAAUCACUCAUAGCACAGCCUAUGAACUUUUCUGCCAUUGACUAAAUUUUCAGAGAGUUUUUGGGAAUUUACUUAUCCUCUGCAAGCAGCCUAACGCUUUAUUGAGUUGGUGAAACCUGCCACCGAGUGAAUAUAACAACCAGAAACGACACCAGCCACUACACCAAUUAAGAAAACGACUUCAUUGCAUUGUUUCUUCUGUCAACACAAACCCAUUUCAGGAAGGAGAGACUGACGAGGAGACAUGGCGCAAGUUAGCAAAAUUUGUAACGGUGCCAUCGUUUCCCCAGGCCUUUCAAAAUCCCACCAGCCCAAGUCAGUUUUCUCUGUUUCGUUUAGACCACAGAGCAAAGGCUGUUCCAGUUCUUGGGGAUUGAAACACAAUGUUAAAUUGGGUAAUCAUGCAGUUCGUACAGUUAAGGCUUUGGCUUCCGUUGGCGCUGCUGAGAAGCCAUCAAGUGUAUCUGAGAUUGUGUUGCAGCCGAUCAAAGAGAUAUCGGGUACAAUCAAAUUGCCGGGUUCCAAGUCGCUCUCCAAUCGGAUUCUCCUCCUCGCCGCCCUCUCUGAGGGAACAACUGUGGUAGACAAUUUGUUGGAAAGUGAUGACAUUUUCCACAUGCUUGUUGCCUUGAAAAAACUUGGAUUGAAUGUAGAAGAGGACAAGGCAAAUAGACGAGCAAUUGUGGAAGGUUGUGGUGGUCUGUUUCCGGUCACUAAAGAAUCGAAGGGUGAAGUUGAGCUAUUCCUUGGAAAUGCAGGGACAGCAAUGCGUCCAUUGACUGCUGCAGUAACUGCCGCUGGUGGCAAUCUGAGCUACAUUCUUGAUGGAGUACCUCGAAUGAGAGAGAGACCAAUUGGGGACUUGGUAGAUGCUCUUAAGCAGCUUGGUGCUGAUGCUGAUUGUUUUCAUGGAACAAAUUGCCCCCCUGUUCGAAUCAAUGGAAAGGGAGGCCUCCCAGGAGGAAAGGUGAAGCUUUCUGGAAAAAUUAGUAGCCAAUAUUUGACUGCUUUGCUCAUGGCAGCACCUUUGGCUCUCGGAGAUGUGGAAGUUGAGAUAAUUGAUCAGCUUAUUUCCAUUCCUUAUGUUGAGAUGACUUUGAAAUUGAUGGAACGUUUUGGGGUCACUGUAGAGCACAGUGAUAGUUGGGAUAGGUUCUUCAUUCGGGGAGGUCAAAAAUACAAGUCUCCUGGAAAUGCUUUUGUGGAAGGUGAUGCUUCAAGUGCAAGUUACUUCCUAGCUGGUGCUGCAGUCACUGGUGGGACCAUCACAGUUGAAGGUUGUGGAACAACUAGUUUACAGGGAGAUGUGAAAUUUGCUGAGGUUCUUGGGCAAAUGGGUGCUAAAGUUUCGUGGAAGGAGAACUCUGUCACUGUCACAGGACCUCCUCGGACUCCUUAUGGAAGGAAACACUUGCAAGCUAUUGAUGUCAACAUGAACAAGAUGCCAGAUGUUGCCAUGACUCUUGCUGUAGUUGCACUGUUUGCUGAUGGUCCUACUGCCAUUAGAGAUGUGGCAAGUUGGAGAGUGAAAGAGACUGAGCGAAUGAUUGCUAUUUGCACAGAACUCAGGAAGCUGGGAGCUACAGUUGAAGAAGGACCAGACUAUUGUGUGAUCACUCCACCAGAGAAACUAAAUGUGACCGCAAUUGACACUUACGACGAUCACCGCAUGGCCAUGGCAUUCUCUCUUGCUGCCUGUGCAGAAGUUCCAGUCACCAUCAAGGAUCCUAGUUGCACUCGGAAAACUUUCCCGGACUACUUCGAUGUCCUCCAAAGGGUUACAAAGUAUUAAAUGGAUCUACAAUUUUCACAAGAGAAUCUUUGCGCCACGUGAACCGUAGCAUUUUGAAAACAAUCCUCACUUAGAUUUUGCAAAGUUCUGUAAUUUUUAGUGAUAUACUGAUAUGUCUGUGCAAGUUGAAUCUGUUUUUUUUUUUUUUUUUAAUCCCAAGACUAAAUUAUUUUUUUACCUAUACUUGCUUGUUUGAUCUUUAUCUUGAAAGGUUCAAUCUAAAACCAAUAUGACUCAAGUGGGUUCAACCCUUUGUACUUUUUAGUCUAUAAAUACAAAUGGUUUUGUUGGUUUC
Molecule: messenger RNA, 2158 nt
Organism: Mangifera indica (mango)
Lineage: Eukaryota; Viridiplantae; Streptophyta; Magnoliopsida; Sapindales; Anacardiaceae
Product: 3-phosphoshikimate 1-carboxyvinyltransferase 2
Exons: 8
Coding region: 316-1863 (515 amino acids)
Biological process (GO): aromatic amino acid biosynthetic process; chorismate biosynthetic process
Molecular function (GO): 3-phosphoshikimate 1-carboxyvinyltransferase activity
Source: RefSeq, a predicted model, not a curated record